Molecule: messenger RNA, 993 nt
Organism: Trypanosoma brucei brucei TREU927
Lineage: Eukaryota; Euglenozoa; Kinetoplastea; Trypanosomatida; Trypanosomatidae
Gene: Tb927.7.440
Exons: 1
Coding region: 1-993 (330 amino acids)
Source: RefSeq, a predicted model, not a curated record
AUGACUGCCCGUUUUUUGUGCUUGCUUGCUAUACUUACGUAUGUCACCGCCGACUCCAUAAUUGAGGAAGGGUCUCAAAACACAGUGAGUCAUGUAAGUGCGGCAUGUCUCUUUUCAGAAGCGCUGCAUGGAAUACCCUUCGGUGUGAAGGCCCUCAAAGCGUCGGCGGCAGCGAAUGUCUCGGAUGCCUCUAAAGCGAGAGAAGGUUGCCAAGAUGCCGUGAGACGAGCGGAGGAUGCCUUUUCGAGUACUCCCAAGGUGGAGGAGGCCGUCGGACGCGCUCGCGCUGCCCUAAAGGAAGCAGAGAGCGCGGAGAAUGCCGCCAAGACGGCCCUGUCGGAUGUGGAGCAAUACGCGGCCCGUGCCCCACUGCUCGCAGCCGGAAAGACCGCUCCGAUUGAUGAUUAUCUGAAAAGUGUUGCAGAGGACAAUAGUGCCGCCAGUACUGCAAGACGAAUUGCGAGAGGCUGCAGUCUCCCAAAUAGAGGAGUUAACUCCUGGGUGCUGACACAGGCUGUGGAAUCCGCAUGUGCUAUUUUCAUGGGUGAAAUAUGUAGGAUCGCGAGGACGCGUAUGGUUGAUCUCAGGGCGGAAUAUGAUCAAUUAGAGGCUGCUGUGCGGCGUGCCAGCGAAGCAAGAGUUGCAGCAAGGGCAGCUGAAAGCAACGCACGCAAGGCAGCUGAGGAAGCCGAAAGGACGGCAGAGACGGAAGAAGCGGAUGUUCAAGAGAUUUCGAGGGAGGAAUUUGAGGGAAACGUGGAGGUUCCAGAGGACAAGGAAAAGACGGGAAGAACGGAAGUUGAGGAAGUGCCGAAGAAGGAUCCUGAAGGAAAAGUGGAAAUUUCUGACGAUGAUCAUGUGCAGGAAUUGGGUGACGAUGAGGGUGAGGAAGCAGAAGUUGGUAAUGACGGCAGCUAUGCAGAAUCUAUAGGAGGAUACACAUUACUGAUCCUUCUUGCAGCACUUUUUCACAGUGCUGCCGCACAUUUUUAA